UCUUCCUGCAUUUUUGCACGAAGAAGAGCGAUCCGGAAAUGACGUCUCACGCGCUACUUUCUGCUCCAAGCUAACAUCUGCCCUGCAACGCCAAAACAAUUGUUUACAUCGCAUUUAACUGCAGUUUCCUCGCGUUCGUACGCGCUUCACGUGUAACAAUCAAAUUUCGGUGGAUUUUAAGAUUCAGGCCGGGUCUAAAAAGGCUGUUUGUAAACUGAAAUGUGAGCAUGAAGUUGAGGCCAACAUGACUAGCAUGUAGCACGGAAGCUAACCAGUUCGACCCUACUUGAACUGCAGAUUUGAGUCUCUAAUCGUGGGGGCGGAAUCCUUUUACUUUGAUUUACGUGGUCAAAGUCAGCCAACACCCGACGGCUACUGUGUCGGCGAGCGGAGCGGGCCGAGGGUUGUUUCCCUUCCUUGCCCCGGCGGUGGUGAUGCUCGUCGUGGAUGCUUGAUGGGGCUCUUCAGGGUCAUGAUGCCGCCCAAGUUGCAGCUUUUGGCCGUGCUGACCUUCGGCGUCACCGUGCUCUUCAUCGAGAACCAGAUCCAAAGACUGGAGGAGUCCAGAGCCAAGUUAGAGCGAGCGAUGGCCAGACACGAGUUGUCCGAGGCGGAGCAGCAGCAGCAGCAGCAGCAGCAGCGUGGCGGCGAAGACGGCGGUCGCAACAUCUCAGAGGAGGACGACGACACUGUGGUCAUUUACAACCGGGUGCCCAAGACGGCCAGCACGUCCUUCACCAACAUCGCCUACGACCUGUGCGCCAGGAACCGCUUCCACGUGUUGCACAUCAACACCAGCAAGAAUAACCCCGUCAUGUCCCUGCAGGACCAGAUGCGUUUUGUCCACAACGUCACCUCGUGGCGAGGAAUGAAGCCGGCCUUCUACCACGGCCACGUGGCCUACCUGGACUUCUCCAAGUACGGCAUCGAGGCGAAGCCCCUGUACAUCAACGUGGUGCGAGACCCCAUCGAGCGCCUGGUGUCCUACUACUACUUCCUGCGCUUCGGAGACGACUACCGGCCGGGCCUGCGGCGGAGGAAGCAAGGUGACAAGAAGACUUUCGACGAGUGCGUGGCGUCCGCCGGCUCCGACUGCGCCCCCGAGAAACUCUGGCUGCAGAUUCCCUUCUUCUGUGGGCACCAUUCUGAGUGCUGGAAUGUGGGCAGUCGCUGGGCGCUGGAGCAGGCCAAGUACAACUUGGUCAACGAGUACUUGGUGGUGGGCGUGACCGAGGAGCUGGAGGACUUCGUCAUGAUCCUGGAGGCGACGCUGCCGCGCUUCUUCAAGGGCGCCACCGACCUCUACAAGACGGGUAAGAAGUCGCACCUGCGCAAGACCACCGAGAAGAAGCUCCCCACCCGGGAGACGGUGGCCAAGCUGCAGCAGUCCAAGAUCUGGAAGCUGGAGAACGAGUUCUACGAGUUUGCGCUGGAGCAGUUCCAGUUUGCGCGCGCGCACGCCGUCCGGGAGAAGGACGGCGAGCUCCUGGUGCUGCCGCAGAGCUUCUUCUAUGAGAAGAUCUACCCCAAAACCACCUGAGCCCACGUUGGGGAGGGAGGACCAACACACACAUGCUGGAUUCCAACGUUGUUUACAGGUAAUAGUGUCGCCUUUUAUUAUGCUGGGACAAAACUGGACUGCGAACCCGGGGGGGAGACUUUUCGAGUCACCGAGCACCUUUCAAGGAACUGACAAACUCAUCAGAUGUGAUGAUGAGAUAUGUUUUAUACGCUACAUUUCCAGAGCUUGUUUACAGAAGCACAGGUCGGAGGCGGCGGCGGAAAUCUGUACGGACCAAAUAUCAGCGGAGUAAGCUCGCACAGAACCGCACGCACGUCUCAACGGUGAAUUGCACAAAUGUGCGUAUUGGGACACGGUUCUUUAGCUGGUGUGGCAACUGUAAAAUCAUUUGGCCUAUUUUCAUGAGCGAUUUUUGAGAAGUCCGAUGUCUCCAAUACAUGACCGUCGUCCGACGUCCACCUUAGAGGAAUUUUUGGGAGCGUGACCACGCAAGUGUUUAGUCCAGGGUCGUACAACUCGUAGUGCCUUUUUAAGAGGAUUGUUAUCAUUAUUAUUGUCACACUUGCGCGGCGCGCUAAGCUUUCCAUUUUUUUUUUUGUAUUCAUCACGUCCGCUUCCAUUUCAGACAUAAACGUCUUCACUUGAAAUGCUAUCUUUGAAAUUUUUAUUGUGCUGCAAUAUUUAGCAAACUGGAGGAGCACUCUUGUCUUUAGACCGAGACCAAGGAAGGGGG
Syngnathoides biaculeatus (alligator pipefish) is the source of this 2255-nucleotide messenger RNA. It is a transcript of the gene hs2st1b, whose product is annotated as heparan sulfate 2-O-sulfotransferase 1b. Bases 455 to 1540 code for a protein of 361 amino acids. The transcript has 7 exons. The record is from RefSeq and is a predicted model, not a curated record. NCBI's taxonomy places the organism in Eukaryota, Metazoa, Chordata, Actinopteri, Syngnathiformes, Syngnathidae. Gene Ontology annotation, molecular function: heparan sulfate 2-sulfotransferase activity. Gene Ontology annotation, cellular component: membrane.